This is a messenger RNA of Mandrillus leucophaeus (drill), 2740 nucleotides long. RefSeq lists its product as uncharacterized. Bases 1836 to 2396 code for a protein of 186 amino acids. The record is from RefSeq and is a predicted model, not a curated record. The transcript has a single exon. Lineage: Eukaryota; Metazoa; Chordata; Mammalia; Primates; Cercopithecidae.
AGGGAGGGAGGUGGUAAGGGAUGCCACCCUUCGCCUCCGUUCUGCACUUGGGACAAGGGACAGCAGAACAGGAGUCCUCUUCUGCUUUUACUUCCUGCCCAGACCUGCCCGGACCUCGCAUCUUAGCACUCGUGGCCUUGGGCAAGGUGCAUGUCACUGGGGCUUCAUCUCUCUUCUGCCACGGUACAGGGUGUUGUACUGACGUUUUCUUCAGCAGUCUUCUGUGGCAGGCCUGAUUCUCUUAGGAUCAAUGUCGUCAUCCUCAGGGGGGCCCUCCGUUUCUCCUUGAGAAGGUCACACAGAUGAAGGGAAAUGUCAGGCUGCUUUACCUUGGGCUGGGGUCCUGGACAGUUGAUGGCCGCAGGGUUGUGAGCCCAUGCUGGUCAGAAGCCUAUGAUGGGUACGUAGGGAGUUUUUUCUAUUAAAGGAAUAUAGGAAAUUAAAUGAUUACAUAAUAAACACUGUUUGCUUGGUAGAAACAAAUCUUUUUAAAAACGGGGUUCCUGGGGAAGUGUGUGGGGGAAGGCAGCAGCAUUGAGGAGGCUUGGAAUCGCUGCUGGAGCUCACUGAACCUCCGGGCACUGCGACCUAACAGCUCCUUAGUCACUAGUCAGCAUUUGCUAAGACUGACAGAGAGGAGGGUGCUGUGCCCCGAGGGGAGCCUCCAGGCUCCGUGCAUUCAACUGCGAGAGCCUCCGUGUCCUUGCGGCACCCCCGGGGCUUCCCUCAAGCAGCACUGCCUGGUGUCCGUCUCUGAUGGGGUCUGUUGGAACUGCGGGUUGGGGAGGCCCUGGGAGUUGGGAGAGGUGGUUCUGGUGCUUGGGAAUCCCGGUGAAGCUGAGAACAGUUGCCCAUCUUGCCUUGGAGUCUGACAUUGUAAUCCUGUUUGUUUGAUUCAUUCAUUUAACAAAAUGGCAUAGACCCCUAUUGUGUGCCGGCGGGUGCCAGAAGCCAGUCCAGCAAGAUGCAGUCGUCGUUCUCAGCACACUCAGCUUUCGUCUGGAGGAGAGAGCGCUGAUGUGUCUGAUGGAACCUGGGGCCAGGUUAUCACUGCUGUUCAUGUCAGCGUUUUACUAGUGCUCACCAUUUACCCAGCCCUCUGCAGAGCGGAGCUCUGGGCAGCCAGAGGUGGUUGUGUGGACACUGUCAUGGCCACAGGGAGCUCCCAGUCUAGUUGGGGAAAUGGAUGUGAGGAGAAGAGUGUGCGCCUGGGCAGCAGCAGAGGCGUGUGGGCAGUGCGACCCACAGGGACCCGCUCCCUGCCUCCGGGGGUGGGCAGUGGACCUUUCUGCUUUGUGAAGCUCAGCAGGCAUUGUAAUGAUGCCACGAGCCAUGGCCUGAACUGUGCAGGUGGAACCUGGCUCUCUGGCCAUUGCCACGGCUGUUGGGGAGUCCCUGAAGGACAGGGGAAUGGAGGGGAGGAUUCAGCUGUAAUCUCAGAGCACCCACGUCCAGCCUUUGGCCCUUGGUGACCUGGGGGAUGUAACUGUGAGCCUCGCGGGCUGUCUCUGCCCGCAGGGUCAGGGUGGGCCCUUGACGGGCUUAGUGUUUUCUUAGAUGAUGAUUUCCUUGACUCUCCAAGGCUCUUGAGAAUCUUGCAGUUGGUUUCGGUCACAGUUGCUUGGCAAAAACGGAACUGCUGAACAGAGUGGCCUGAUUUCUUUAGCCUGUCUCCCUCUCUCCAACCUGGAACGGGCCUUGCUGCCCGUUCAUGUGGCGAGGGCCCCUCCUCGUGCCUUGGGGCUCCUGAGCAGCUUUCCUAGAAGGGAGAACCUCAGCUCCCCAGCUGUGUCCUUACAGGAUCCAGGCUUGGAGCAAGGACAAAGCCAGGGACCAUGGGGCACCCCAAGCUGCCCAUUUUCCUGGGAAGGGCACAGUGGCCCGACCGGAGCUGUCACUUUAGGCUGGGCUUGGUGGGGAAUAGGGGGUCAAUCCUGCCCUCCUUGCCGUGGCUGCUGUCAGCACAUGUCAUUCACGUCGUAGCCAUUCGUGGGGCUCCUUCCUGCGGCAGCGUGGCGGGGCCGAGGCCACGCACUGGAACCUCAGCUGGGCUCCAGCGCCCUGCUGAGGAGACCAAGCAGCCACGUUGCCUGUGCUCCAGCGGCUCUGAGGCCCCUUCCCGGGAGUCUGUUGGGUGUCAUCCUGUAGCUCAGAGCCAGGCGAAUGGUGGUGGGGAGGGGGCUUCCUGGGGUGACAGCAAAGCUCUGUGUCCACAGGUGGGCAGAAUGCAUGCUGCAGCCCUGUGGGUGGACAUGGUGGAAACCUUCCUCUGUGUGGCAGAAAAUGUGACUCAGAUCUCUGGGAACUUGGGACAGGAAAGUUCCCUGAGGGGCAUGUAUGGGGAGGCUGCAGAAAGUGUCCCCCCAUUUCAUGUUUGUGAUGGCAGCUCAGGAUAGACAGACACCAAGAGGGUGGCCUUGGGCAGCAGCCAGUGAGGAGAGGCAGGAUGGGGUUAAGCUUCGCACAUCGAGGGCCGGGCGCGGUGGCUCACACCUGUAAUCCCAGUACUUUGGGAGGUCGAGGCGGCGGAUCACUUGAGGCCAGGAUUUCGAGACCGGCCUGGCCAACAUGGUGAAACCCUGUCUUUACUAAAAGUACAAAAAUUAGCCAGGCGUGGUGGUGGGUGCCUGUAAUCCCAGCUGCUCGGGAGGCUGACAGAACCACUUGAAUCCGGAAGGCGGAGCUUGCAAUGAGCCAAGAUCGCGUCACCGCACUCCAGCCUGGACUACAGAGUGAGACU